AGAGUGAAGUGUUUGGAGGAGUGGAGCCGGACGGAGGAGAGCGCAGAGACUUCGGGAAUAUAGUCUACAACCUUUUAAAUACGCAUAUAUAUAUUUAACAAAAAAGUCAUGGAGCUGCGCGGAGUCAACUUAUUCCUAUUUUUAUUUUUCUGCCAAGUUUAUGCCAGCCUGCAGUCGAAAGAGCAAAUAUUGCUGGAUAUGAAAGCUUCGGGAUCAGAGCUGGGGUGGUUGACGAUGCCAUAUGAGAACGGAUGGGAGAUAGUGCAGACGGUGGUGAACGGCUCACUUUUCUACACCUACAGUGUUUGCAGCAUAGACUCUACCGAACAGGACAACUGGUUGCGCACGACGUUCAUUCAGCGGCGCCCGGGAGCGACCCGUGUCUCCGUGGAGCUCCGCUUUGUUGUGCGAGACUGCAACACCUUUGAUGGCGCUUCUCUCGCCUGCAAAGAGACCUUCAACCUUUUCAUCUCGGAGGCCGACGCCGACGUGGGGACCAACUUCCGCAAAGGGCAGUUCAGGAAAGUGGCCACCAUCGCUCCCGAUGAGGUCACUCAUGGCCGCGUGCUGAAGGUCAACACCGAGACGAGGGCCGUGGGGCCUCUGUCUAGAAAAGGCUUCUACCUGGCUUUCCAGGACAUGGGCGCGUGUGUGGCGCUGCUGUCUGUCAGAGUUUACUACAAGACAUGCCCGUCCACGGUGAAGAGCCUGGCGUCCUUCCCGGAAACGGUGGCCGACGCUCUCAGGGAGGUGGAGGGAGCCUGCGUGGAGAACGCCGUCAGUCAGGCCACCCCGCGCAUCUACUGCACAGCUGACGGCGAAUGGGUGGUUCCCGUGGGUCAGUGCCAAUGUCUUGCAGGCUACGAGACUACCGGGGACGCUUGCCAAGCAUGUAAACCAGGCUACUUCAAGCUCUCCGCAUCCAACGAGUUAUGUCAGGUUUGCCCUGAUAACACCAAGCCCUCUGCAGCCGGCGCCACUGAAUGUUUGUGCGAGGAAGGUUUCUUCCGCUCCCCUUCAGACCCUCUUACAUCAGCCUGCUCCGCUCCACCCAGUGCCCCUCGCGACCUCACCUCCACCACCUUGUCAGCGGACGGCAAGCUUCAGCUGUCCUGGGACCCACCGCUGGAGACUGGAGGCCGCAGCGACCUCACCUACAGCGUGGAGUGUGAGCACUGCGAUGGUGGCCUGUGCGUCCCCUGCGGCGAGAAGAUCCGGUUUGAAACAGGACCCUCGGACCUGCAGGACACGACGGUUGUUGUCAGUGACCUGGAUUCUCAUCUCAACUACACAUUCACUGUAGAGACUCACAGUGGCGUGUCUCAGUUUGGCACUGAGAGGCCCACUGCAACUAUCACCACUGCUCUGGACUAUACAGAUCCCCCCAAGGUGACGUUGAUCCAUCUGGAUGAUCGCGGCCCCACCAGUCUGUCUCUGUCCUGGUCUCUGUCUCGCAGACCUCCAGCCCACAUCAAUCACCGCUACGAGCUCAUGUACCGCAGAAAAGAUGACGAGGGAGAGCGCGAUGUGACCACCUACACUGUCCUAAUUUUGGACAAAAGCUCCGUCCAGAUCAACGACCUCACUCCAGGCACAACUUAUAUGUUUAGGGUCCAGGCCCUGGGUCCAGAGGACAAACCUGGCAGCUACAGCAUCGAGCACGAGUUUCACACUUCACCGUUAGCUGAGUCUCAGAUCCAGAACAACUCCGCCAUGGUGAUGGGCUCCAUUGUUAUAGUAGCGGUUAUUCUGCUUGUCGUGGUGGCUGUCCUACUGCUGCGUAGACGGAGACUGAGCUCCCGUGGCCGAGGAGGACCUGAGGAUCCCUACUUUGCAACAGAUCAGCUUAAGCCUCUGAAGACUUAUGUUGACCCGCACAUGUACGAGGACCCCAACAUUGCCAUCCAGAAGUUUGUUAAAGAAAUUGACCCGAGUGCAAUCCUUUCUCAAAAAGUCAUCGGCGUAGGAGAGUUCGGGGAAGUGUUUAGGGGUGUCAUGAAGACUCCAGGGAAAGGGGAGGUGGCUGUGGCGAUCAAGACCCUGAAGCCGGGAUUCUCCGAGAAACAGAGGCAGGAUUUUUUGAGUGAGGCCAGCAUCAUGGGUCAGUUCUCACACCCAAAUAUCAUCCGCCUGGAGGGAGUUGUCACCAAAUUUAAGUCUGCCAUGAUAGUGACGGAGUACAUGGAGAACGGCGCUCUGGACACAUAUCUGAAGGGCCGUGAUGGAGAGAUUCCUUCAUACCAGCUCGUGGGAAUGCUGCGAGGAAUAGCUGCAGGCAUGAAAUACCUCUCUGACAUGAACUACGUCCACCGGGACCUGGCAGCGAGAAACGUUCUGGUGAACAGCAACCUGGAGUGUAAAGUGUCUGAUUUUGGUCUGUCCCGAAUCCUAGAGGACGACGCAGAGGGCACGUACACAACCAGGGGAGGUAAAAUCCCGAUCCGCUGGACGGCCCCAGAGGCCAUCGCAUACAGGAAGUUCACUUCAGCCAGCGACGUGUGGAGCUUCGGUAUCGUCAUGUGGGAAGUCAUGGCGUUUGGAGAACGACCCUACUGGGACAUGAGCAACCAUGAGGUCAUGAAGGCUAUCAACGAGGCUUUCAGGCUUCCUGCCCCGAUGGACUGUCCUUCCGCCAUCUACCAGCUCAUGCUGCAGUGCUGGCAGCACGACCGCUCCAAACGGCCUCGCUUCUCAGACAUCGUCAACAUUUUGGACAAACUUCUCCAAAGCCCAGAGUCUUUAAAAACCAUCGCUGACUUUGACCCACGGGUUUCUAUCCGCCUGCCCAGCACCAGUGGCUGUGACGGCACCAUGUUCAGGUCGGUGCCCGAGUGGCUGGACUCCAUCAAAAUGAGCCAGUACAGCGAGAGCUUCGCCCGCGCCGGGAUAGCAACCAUGGAGCAGGUGCUCGCCUUGAGGCACGAAGACAUCAGGAACAUUGGAGUGCGGCUGCCCGGCCACAUGAAGAGGAUAGCAUACAGCAUCCUGGGCCUGAAAGACGAGACCAGCUCCCUCAGCGUGUUUGCUGUGUGAUCUAAGCAUUCCUCAAAAUCAAAGUGCACUGACCGACCAUGCCAUUUCACUCACAGACGACGCGGACUCAAGUGUGGGGGGGGGUUGAAACUGAGCUACACUGUUUUUUUUUUGUCUUCUGUGGCACCGCGUGGCAUGACUGAAAAUGACCCUCCAUGCCUUUCAGAAGACUGAAAAGACUGAAAACAUUUAUGUACUUUAUAAUAAGAGGAAUAAUUUAUCUGUGUAUAAAGGUGUAUAAAUAUGUUAAAUAUAAAUAAGUGUAAAGACAGUGUGGGAGUGCUUGUAUUUACUGAAAUAUUUAAGGCUCUUUGUAAAUUAAGGGAGACUUCUUCCAAGCACUCACUUUAUCCUGCCUGUGUGUCUGGAGCCUUAAAUCUGUUUUGAGACUUGCUUUUAAAUUUGGAAUCAUUAUUCCACUCAGGGCAAAGAAUCACACAUUCUUAUGUUUUGUAGUCUCCCUGUCGCUGUGUGCGUUUUCCUCUGUUUACACCAUGUCUUAAUACAACAUUUUUAUUUAAUAUUUAUUUUAUUUUGUAUUUAUGUCAUUUGUUACAUGAGAGACUACUCUGAACCUGUUUAAAUAAAAAUCAGUGCUGCCUAA
Molecule: messenger RNA, 3637 nt
Organism: Mugil cephalus (flathead mullet)
Lineage: Eukaryota; Metazoa; Chordata; Actinopteri; Mugiliformes; Mugilidae
Product: ephrin type-A receptor 2-like
Exons: 17
Coding region: 109-3033 (974 amino acids)
Biological process (GO): cell surface receptor protein tyrosine kinase signaling pathway; axon guidance; blood coagulation
Cellular component (GO): neuron projection; plasma membrane
Molecular function (GO): protein binding; transmembrane-ephrin receptor activity; ATP binding
Source: RefSeq, a predicted model, not a curated record